Messenger RNA from Brassica napus (rape), 6662 nucleotides. Its product is annotated as polyadenylate-binding protein-interacting protein 13-like. The transcript has 10 exons. Gene Ontology annotation, molecular function: RNA binding. The coding region runs from base 2718 to 3764 and encodes 348 amino acids. Lineage: Eukaryota; Viridiplantae; Streptophyta; Magnoliopsida; Brassicales; Brassicaceae. The record is from RefSeq and is a predicted model, not a curated record.
UUGACCACAACUAAAAGUAGACUCAAGACACUCAAUACAUAUGGAAGAUUUUCUAGUUGAUAUUUUUAGCAUGUGUUUGUAACUAAAAGUAUAUAUUAUUCAUUGGGACCUUAUUAGUUAUCCAAUAAUAAAAAUAGAUAUGUAUUAAUAAAGCAUUUAUAGGGUUUAAAGUGGACCAUCAUUUCCACUAAGAUAAGCCUAAGCAUUAAUACAAACAUGAUAAUACAAAAUUAUUAAACGCAUGUUGGAUAGAAAAUGAAUUUGGCACAUUCUUUGUAAUCUUGACUUUUUCUAAAUUGUUUGUCAACAAUGCAAAUCGAUUAUUGCAUAGCAAAAAUAAAGUCAUUAAUAUAAAAUACUUAAAAUUACCUAGUUCCAUGUAAUUAACUUGCCAUAAACGCAAAGAUGGAAAUGUUUUAAUGAAUUUAGAGUCUCCUACUCUUCAUAUCCAAAUCUCGGGCUAUCUUUUUAGAAGCUUCACAUUCCAACUCAUAUCUACUAAAUAGUAAUGUUGGUGACAUACAUAGAAGAUUAUUUUAAAUUUUAAAUUUAAUAUUUGAGUAUCUUAUUAAGUAAAUGAAAUUACCUUUCGUCCAUCAACUUAAAAUUGAUUUUACACACAUGUUCUCCUAAUAUCUCAUCAUAAGAAUCAUUCACAGAAUGUCUUAAAUAUCUAAAGGAAGUAACCCAUCCAACCAAUUCUACAAAACUCGAGCAAUAGUAAGAUAUUAAAUUUGGUAACGAAUGCAUUACAUAUUUAUUCUUUAUAAACUAAAUGAUUAUACAUACUGAUUUGAUAAGUGUUGUCAACAUUUUUUUGGAGAACUCGUUUGAACUGAAUCCAAUCAAAAAUUGGAUCUUCAGUAAGUGUAAAAACAUAAAAUACUUGACUGCGUUUGACUAAAUUGAUGUGGAAUUGGUGGGGGUUAUUUAUUCUCCAUGCUUCGCAAGGUUUAAAUUCAAUCGUUGGAUAUUUUCUAUUCAUCUUCAUAAAAAAGUUGAAGUAGUGCUUGUCCAGUAAAUGACGAGGAAGUAUUAUUUCAAUUCUACAACCCUAGUUUUAAAGGGAAAGUAAAAAAAAAAUCGUAUCCAAUAAACCAAAGAUAAAAAAUUGAAUAAAUAUUACAUAGAACUUACAUUUGGGUCUGCAAUAAUAAGAUGCUUUUCUUUCAGAUUUAGCGGACUUGUUUGCCAUACUCUUAAUAUUUUUUCUCAAACUUUGACAUUAGUUGAUUCUUCAGUAAGUUCAGAAAUUAGGGUGUCAAUGUUUGCCAUGAAUUUAGGUUAGAGUUUCGGUUUUCCUCUGACUUUUCUUGGAUGAGUGCGAAAGUAUUGGAAAAUUAUAAGAUUGUUCUUUUGAAAUGUUUUAAUUUUUCAUCGAUAUAAAGAGACAUCAAAGGAUAUUACAAGUGAGUGUCAAUCUUCAGAUCAUUAGGUUAACAUACUUAAAUGGUGAUAAACAAGAAAUUUGAUAUAAUUUGAUAAUUUGUUAGUGUGUUGUCGUUCAAUAAAAAUAUAUUUAAUAAUUAUAGUGUUUAAUAUUUAAAAUAAUUACAUAAUAUAUGCAAUAUUAAAAAUAUGAUUUUUACAUAUAAUGAAAACCAAAUCUUACUUAACAUAUCAGAUUUUGUAAAAGAAUUAAUUUGCCUAGAAUAUAUUCAGUUUUUGUUGUAUUCUAAACGAUAAUAUAUGAUGUUUGGUUCAAACAAAGUAUAUCUUUUAUAUUAGUCUAAAAUUUUAUUAAAUCUUCUAAUAUAUAUGAAAAUACAUUAAUUCAUCUACCAUCACUAUAGAAAUAAUAUUAUAUUUUUACAAUAUACAGUAUCCAAAGAUUUGCACUACUUGAUAAUAUAUUAUUUACAUAAUCAAAUAUAGGUCAAAUUACUUUGUUAACCUAUUAAUGCAAUGUACAUGACCUAAUGCUCGUAUGAAAAUGACGCUCCUAGUCAAAUAUAGUAUUAUUAUAUAGUAACAAAUAUUGUUUUAUGAAUAUCCAAGCUUUAUAAUUUUUUUGAACUAUGUUAAAAUAUUUUUAAAAUUUUAUCUUUAUAAAUUUACACAGUUAUCAGUAAAUCAUAUUUGAGACUCAAAUCCAAUUUUAUGGUAUAAUAUUAUUAAUAAUUUUUUAGUCAAAUUGAUGGUAAACGUUUUUACAAUUUCUUCCUAACUGCUUAAUACCUGAAUAUAAAAUAUAAAAUAUAAAAUAUAAAAUAAUAAAACAGCUUAAUUUUCUUCUAAAAAAAACACUUAUAUUUUAGAUAAAAGAAACUAAAAAUAUUAAAUAUUAAAUUAUGUAAUAAUUUCUUCUAAACCAAUAUGAAAGAAACGGUUAAAAUUAAUUCAUCGCCGAAAAAAAUAGUGAAAUAUGUUGACAGAAAAAGAGUAAUUUUUUUUUCAGAAUCUUGUUUAGGAAAUAAAAUUAUAUUUCAUUAGUAAGAAAAUUUGAUAUAAACAAUAUAACAAGACCAAUGAAGAAAUGGUGUUGACUAUGACCAACAUAAUUAAUAAUGAAGAAAUGAUAUUGACAAAUGCCAAACUAAUUAAGAAUAAUUUAUUGCAUCUGUAUAUUUUCUUGACUGGAAUUUCUUGUUUAUUUUUUUUGGUAAUCAAUUUAUUGUUUUCAUUUAACCAAAAAGAGCUUCAUAUUCCUCUAUUCUACUUCAAACUUUUCUUCGGUCAGAUUUGUUGCGAUACAGAUAAUUCAUCCUUUGGUGUGAAUGACCAUGGCUGUCCCGGAAAAUGCUGAUGUGAAAGUGGACUCUUCUGAACAAAAUCUAGACAACAACACUGCUUCAUUAGCAACUACGAUGAUGCCGCCAUCUACUGAUGAUCAGAACCCUGAAUCCAACUCUUCUGUUGAGAUACCAAACUCAACAAAAGGCAGUGAAGGAGAUCUCAAGAGAGAGAUAACUCAGAUGGAUGUUAAGUUUUCUAAACUAAAUCCGAUGGCUAGGGAGUAUGUUCCACAGCCACUUGCUCCAACCCUCCCUGUGUUUGUGGAGAAUAGCUUAUGGUUUACCAACAGUUUCGCAAUGCAACCUGUGUUUGUGGAGAAUAGCUUAUGGUUUACCAACAGUUUCGCAAUGCAAGCUGUUUCUGCUGAGGACAAUGACCUUUUCGAUACAAGGAGAAUGAACUUUGGCCAAUGGAAGCAAAGGAUGAGCAAGAAAACAAGCCUGGCUCAGAAGGAAGAAGUAAUCAGGAGAACUGUCCAUGUCUUAGACAUUGAUCAGCAGGUUACUGAGGAGCAACUUGCUGGUCUCUUUCAAUCAUGUGGGCAGAUUGUUGAUUGUCGUAUAUGCGGUGACAAUAGAUCAAGUCGCCGUCUUGCCUUCAUUGAGUUCACUGAUGAAGAGGGAGCUAGGUCUGCUGUAAGCCUAUCAGGAACUCUGUUUGGUUCUUAUCCUAUAAAGGUUCGUCUUUCAAAAACAGCUAUUGCACCUGUGGACCCGAGUCUUCUUCCAAUGUCUCAGGAUGAGCGUGAGAAAUGUGCAAAGACUGUUUACUGUACUAAUAUCGACAAGAAGGUCACUCAGAUGGAACUGGAAGAUUUCUUUAAAACAGCAUGUGGGGAGAUUCAGCAUGUGAGGCUUAUUGGAUACUGUCAUCACCAAACCUGCAUUGCUUUUGUUGAAUUUAAGCGGGUGGAAAGUGCAGUUUCUGCUCUUAAUUGCAGCGGUAUUGUCUUGGGCGGUCUCCCUUUAUGGGUAAGCCAGUCAAAGACACCAGUGAGGCUAGACCAACCUAAUUUAAACCAAUGUUAACUGCAAACCGAUUCAAAGAGCUCAUCAAUUCAAAGGAGAGAAAGAGCUAUCAAAUGUCAUUUUAAAGAUACUCAGAAGCGUUUUAUGUUCUUAUAAUUAACGAUCCUUUUGUGACUUAACCUCUCAGACUUUCUCCUUCUUCUAUUUGCGUUAUGGACCAAAUUGUUCGGGUUUUUUUUUAUAUAUUCAUGGAUCAUUUUAAGACUCUUUUGAGGGAAAUCUUUUAUUUUGCUCUAUCUUUUGUCUGAAUCUCCAUGCAUAGUCAUCUGGUAAGCUUAGUCAGUGUUUUAUUUGUUUUAAAAUCUUGUCAAAUUGUUUCAUUAAUCUUUCUUGUUGUUUCUGUUAGAUUUUAGGAGAGUCUUUGCUUUGUAAAAGAAUAUUUAUUUUCUAUGUCAUUUAGGUUUGAUCUGUUUUUUUUUUAGUUUAUAAUCAUAUCAUUGUCUGAAAGAAUCUAGUUAGCUUGCCAAGAUAUAGGCGACCGUCAUGGUCAAACAAAACCAUCUACUAAAAAGGCCCUAUAUCUUGAUAUACUAUAUUCACUAAACCUACAAUUUGCUUUAUAAAUUAGGAAAUCCUAAAUACUUAAUUUAUUCAAUAGUUUAAGAAUCUAAAGUGUUGGUUGGUGUUGUGAUCAUUUCAGACACUCUUUUCCACAAUUAUCUUGAACUUUACUUGUUAGGUUCUUUUGAUGUGGUAAUUUACAGAUUGUAUUCUUUUUCAUCACAAUAAUAUUUAAAUUUAAAUGCUAUAUUUUGUGUAGGUAGCUUUCUGUAUAGACCACAACCUUAAUUAGACUCAGUACAUAUGGAAAUUUCUCUAGUUGAUAUUUUUAGCAUGUGUUUGUAACUAAAAGUAUAUAUUAUAUCCAUAUAUAUGACCAAAGUUCUGUGACUUGUUUGUUUCUGAUUGGGACGUUAUUAGUUAUCCAAUAAUAAAAAAUAAAUAUGUAUUAAUAAAGCAUUUAUAGUGUUUAAAGUGGACGAUCAUUUCCACUAAGAUAAGUCUGAACAUUGAUGCAAAUAUGAUAAUAUAACACUAUUAAAUCCAUGUUGAAUCGAAAAUGAAUUUGACACAUUGUUCUUCGUUUGUUAUUUUUAAUUUUCCUAAAUAGUUGUAAACAAUGCAAAUCGGUUAUUUCAUAUCCAAAAAUAAAUUCAUUAAUAUUAAAAUAUUUAAAUUACCUAAUUCCAUGUUAUUGACUCGCUAGAAAAGCUAAGUUAGAAAUAUUUUAAUGAAUUUAGACAGUUUCCAAUUCCUCAUAUCCAAAUCUCGGAAAAUCUCUCCAGAAGUUUUACAUUCCAAUUUACAUCCACUAAACAGUAAUAUUGGUGACAUACAUAGAAGACUAUUUAUAAUUUAAAAUUUAAUAUUUCAGUGUCCUAUUAAGUAAAUGAAAUAACCUUUCGUCCAUCAACUUUAAAUUAAUUUCACACAUAUUUUCCAAAUAUCUCAUCAUAAGGAUAAUUCACAAAAUGUCUUAAAUAUCCAAAGAUAGUAACUCAUCCAACCAAAUCUACAAAAUUCGAGCAAUAGUAGGAUAUUAAAUUUGGUAAGAAUUCAUUACAUAUUUAUUCUUUAUAAACUAAGUGAUAAUACAUACCGAUUGGAUAAGUGUUGAUGUGAAAUUGGUGGGGAGUAUUCUUUCUCGAUCCAUCGCAAGGUUUAGCUUCAAAUCGUCGGAAUAUUUUCCAUUUAUCUUCAUCAAAAAGCUGAAAUAGUGCUUGUCCAGUUAAUUAUGAGGAAGUUUUAAUUCAAUUCUACAACCUUAAUUUAAAGGGAAAGUAAUUAAAAUUUCUUGUACAAUAAACCAAAGAAAAAAAUUAAAUAAAUAUUACGUAGAACUUACAUUUGGGUCAGCAAAAAUAAGGUGCUUCUCUUUUAGAUUUAGCGGGCUUGUUGUUUGCCACACUCUUAAUACCUUUUCUCAAACUUCGACAUUAGUUGAUUUUUCAGUAAGUUCAGAAAUUAGGGUGUUAAUGUUUGUCAUGAAGUUAGACUUUCGAUUUUCCUCUGACUUUUCUUAAACGAGUGAGAAUUUUUUGGAGAAUUAUAAGAUUUGAAUUUUAAAUUAUUCUUUUGAAAUGUUUUAACUUUUCAUCGGAUAUUAAAGAGACAUCAAAGGAUAUAUAAGUGAGUGUCAAUAUUCAGAUCAUUAGGCUAACAUACUUAAAUGGUGAUAAUCAAUCAAUUUAAUAAUUUGUUAGGGUUGUCUUUCAAUAAAAUAUAUUUAUUUAUUAAUUAAAGUGUUGAAUAAAAAAAUGCAUAAUAUAUGUAAUGUUACAAAGAUGAUUUUUACAUAUAAAGAAAACCAAAUCUUACUUAACUAUAUCUGAUUUCUUUUAAAAAAAUAAUUUGCCUAUAAUAUAUUCAGUUUUUUUAAUAUUCUAAACGAUAAUAUAUAUGACGUUUGGUUCAAAAAGAUAUAUUUUAUAUUAGCCUAAAAAUAUUAAAUUUUCUAAUAUUUAUAUAUGAAAAUAUAUUAAUUCAUCUACUAUCACUAUAAAAAUAAUUUUAUAUAUUUACAAUAUUCAGUAUCCAAAGUUUUCCAUUACUUAAUAAUUAUAUUAUUUACAUAAUAAAAUAUAUGUCAAAUUACUUUAUUAACCUAUUAAUGUAAUGUUCAUGACUAAUUCUCGUAUGAAUAUGAUGCUCUUAGUCAAAUAUAGUAAUUGUGAUCUAUUAUAUAUUAUUAUAUAGUAAAAAAAUAUUUGAUUUAUGAAUAUCCAAGAUUUAUAAUUUUAUUUGAACUAUCUUAAAAUAUUUUAUAGAUUUAUCUCUAUAAAUUUACAUAGUUAUUAGUAAAUAAUAUUUGAGACUCAAGUUCGGUUUUUUGGUAUAAUAUUAUUAAUAAUUUUUUAGUAAAAUCGAUGGUAAAUUUUUUUAUAAGUUCUUCAUAAC